Molecule: messenger RNA, 5803 nt
Organism: Trichoderma virens Gv29-8
Lineage: Eukaryota; Fungi; Ascomycota; Sordariomycetes; Hypocreales; Hypocreaceae
Exons: 4
Coding region: 1-5664 (1887 amino acids)
Biological process (GO): proteasome-mediated ubiquitin-dependent protein catabolic process; protein polyubiquitination
Cellular component (GO): nuclear speck
Molecular function (GO): ubiquitin protein ligase activity
Source: RefSeq, a predicted model, not a curated record
AUGUCUCCCAGAAUAACCAGAUUUUCCGCCCGCCAAGCAGCGAGCCAGGCGGCUCGAGCUCCUGCUGCACCACCAGCCUCUACCGCACCCUUGCCAGAGUCCUCGUCUCCAACUGCUCCCCCACCAUCGCUGUCCCGGAAGCGAAAAGUUUCGAGCGCUGAGAAGAAUCUUGCGACCGGACCCCAACCUAGCUCUUCGGUUCGACGGUCCAAGAGACAAAAGAUCCCCGAAGCUGCUGUUCCACCACCCGAAACUGUAGAUAACCCGUCACACUCAACCUUGCCGCGGAAGGGGAGGGCUGCCGCGGAUAUGGAUGGCGCUGAGUUAGUCAGAAGCUCAUUUCUCGUGGACGUGGCGCUAAUCUCUGAGAGCAGGGUGCCUGCUGUAGCCGCCGCCAUGGAGACGUCUCCCAGUUCCAAUACUGGUAGCCGGAGAUCAACUCGAAGCAAGCGAACUUCUUCCCAAUCCCAAGAAGACGACGACUUGAGUAGAGACGGCGGCACGACCUCCAUCGAACAUGCUUCGUACCACGACGAUAAUGAAGACGACGAUGAGGACGACGAUGAGGACGAGCACGAAAAUGACAAUGACAACGAAAACGAGGACGAAGACGACGAUGAAGACGACGAAGACGAAGACGAGAACGACGACGAUCCCUUCGGCGCUUACGGCGGCCCAGGAGACCAUGACUCUGGCCUUUCUAGCACUCUGCGAGCGUUAACCGGCAUGAUGACCGGCUUAUCUAGUCGACUUCGAGAACUCCUUGCAAGUCUACGUAGUGAUGAUUCAUCAGUCCAGGUGAUUGCCUUGCAGGAGCUGUCCGAGAUUUUCUUAGUCUCCAAUGAGGAUAAUCUGUCGGGCCACUUUUCGCCCGACGCCUUCGUCAAGGAGCUCGUUCUCCUCAUGUCAAAGGAGGAGAGCCCAGAGAUCAUGCUCUUGGCAUGUCGCUGCCUUGCGAAUCUUAUGGAAGCCCUGCCGGCAAGCAUUGCGAAUGUCGUGUAUGGAAAUGCCGUCCCAGUUCUCUGCCAGAAGCUGCUUGAAAUUUCAUUUAUAGACCUCGCCGAACAAGCUCUGAGUACCCUUGAGAAGAUCUCAACCGAGUAUCCUUCCAGCAUCGUCCGAGAAGGGGGACUCACGGCGUGCCUAUCCUAUCUUGACUUCUUUGCAACCAGCACGCAGCGGACAGCUGUGACUACCGCGGCCAAUUGCUGUCGGAACAUUCCUGACGACUCGUUUCCCGUGGUUAAAGAUGUCAUGCCAACCCUCCUGAAUGUUCUUAACAGUAACGACCAGCGAGUUGUGGAGCAAGCUUCCUUGUGUGUUUCAGGCAUCGUCGAAAGCUUCAAGUACCACCCAUCGAAGCUCGAAGAAUUGAUUAGUGUUGGCCUACUACGCGCAAUAUUACGUCUUCUCGUCCCGGGAACUACCAAUCUUAUUGGACCUAAUAUCCAUACUCAGUUCCUCCGCGUGCUAGCCUUCACCGCGAGGGCUAGUCCUAGGCUUUCCUCUGAGCUUUUCAAGUUAAACGUGGUUGAGACGCUCUAUCAGAUUUUGACGGGCGUCUCUCCUCCGACGGGGACUGAGGAUGUAGCAUCCAAACUGGACAGCGUGAUUGUCAUGCAGGCACUUAUUCAUCGACCUCGCGAGCAGAUUGUCGAAGCUCUCAAUGUCAUAUGCGAGCUUCUUCCGGGCUUGCCUCGCAAUGCAGGAGUUGCCGUGGGUGAUUUCAUGGAGUUGCAUGAUGCGAUUGAGCCGAUUACGCCGUCAUCCAUGAACGGCAGAUGCAAUCCAAAUCACAACGACCGCCGCCUUGAGCUUUUGGAGGACUGCAAGGACCAAGUUCGCCGCUUUGUGCUCAUCAUAUUCCCAACAUUAACAGAUGCCUUCUCCAGCACAAUCAACCUGAGUGUGCGCCAGAAAGUCUUGACUGCUCAGAUAAAGAUGCUCUCCAAUUUGGACGAGCGUCUGCUCGCAGAGGCGCUGGCGCCAGUACCUUAUGCCUCCUUUUUGGCUUCUAUUCUGUCACAGGAAGAUCAUCCUUCGUUGGUUAUUUUGGGCCUCCAAGCGACCGAGUUACUCCUUACUCGCCUUGAUAGCGUUUAUCGAUAUCAGCUUUAUCGCGAGGGCGUGAUAUUUGAGAUUCAAAAGCUGGCCAUGGAUGAUGGCCAGCCUAACACAAAGGAAGAUCCUCCCAAAUUGAAGAAUACCACUCGAAGACUGAGCUUGCCUGAUGCUGGUGAUAGCAGCACGCCGUCAUCGGAACAUGAGUCUGACGACAAUGACAACGACAAUGAAGACGAAGAGGCUGAGGAUGAACACGACACUGCUGCUCAUGAGCACCACUCUUCUGGCGGCGAGGAAGAAGACGUCGAUAACGAGCUCAAUGCUAGUGACGCAUCGCCGGCUAGUUCUCGCGGCUCGUCAAUGUCCUUGGAUGCCGCAUCCCUUCCGUACGUCUCCAACAUCCAACUGAUGAAAUCUCGCAUCGUCAUCAUCGCCAAAAAAUUCUUAGAAACCCACGAGAAAGACGGCCGCAGUCAUGACAUGCGAACGCAGGCCACACAAAUACUCGAAACUUUAUCUCGUCUGGCGGAGGAGCUCGAGGCCUUUUAUUUGACACGCACAUCAAAACUACUAUCUCCGGAAACUGGACGAAUGCUUUUCUCCAAGCUUUCGUCUUACUUUGAUACCGACAUCCUGGAAAGCAUUACCAGCGCAGAGCUUCUGGCUUCCGGCAUGGUAAGAGUACUUCUCGCAGUUUUCAGUAAUCCUGACGAAGCACUGGCACAUUCUGCUCAAGCAAGCUUCUUGGAAGUAUUCAUGAGCCCUGCAGCGAAGUCUAGACCUAGAACUGGUGCUGUUGAAUCACAAGCCACACCAUUUAGUGUGCUGAUUCAUAAAUUACAAGAUCUGCUCAGUAGGUCAGAGCAUUUUGAAGUUAUUACAGUUCAUCAAAAUAGCUUUGAGGGGAAUCGCAGCAGCCCGGCCUCAAUGCUGGGCAAGCAGCUCAAACUCAGGCUUGUCGCAGACGAUGAAUUAUCGAUUCCACGACCCUACCGAAAUAUCAUGGUUUCCAUUCACGCCAUCGCCACAUUCAAGUCUCUUGACGACUACCUUCGCCCACGAAUUAGCUUAGCAGAGCGGCCAAGGAUAUCCCGAAGGGAUGGACUUUCUAGGGCUCUUGCGGCCAUAGCCAGCUCUGGCUUAUCCCAGAAUCUUGCAGCAGGCGCUGGUCUAACUGAACAAUCUCCCGAUCUGCAUGGUACUACGCAACAGCCACCCUUGCCGCCGACAUCUUCUGCAUCUUCGGGCUCUAGAUUUUCUGGAAAUGUCAAUAUCAAAUCAGCUGAGAUGACCAAUCAACCACCACUUGCCGGACCCUCUAGUGACAAAGGAUCCUUACGGCGGUCUUCCAGACUCUUCAGAUCACCAGCAGAUGUAUCAAACCCCCCGACUCGUCCUCCCGAUGAAGACAAGGCGCCGCAGCCCACCCUGGAGUGUGCAGACGAAAAACAGCUCACUGAUGAUGACGACGAUGACGACGCUGGUGAUAGCACUGCCCUGGACGCCAUCGUCGGCGAGCUCGACGAAGACAUUGGGGGAAAAGGAGAGGCGGAUACAUCCGCCGUCAACCUAGAAGUCGCUGCUGAGAACACCAUUGUGACUCGAAAAGAGGACAAUACCAGAGUCGCGACACCACCUGGAGCAAAUCUUCACGACUACGAUCGAGUACUGUAUAGAAGCGCUCCUCAUGCAGCACCCCACCCUUCAUCACGACAGGCCUCUUACUCUUCUAUACUCCAAACUAUUCCUCAAGAUUGGCACAUUGAGUUCACUCUAGAUGGCAAGGUUAUUCCGAACGAGACAACUAUUUAUCGCGCUGUUCAUACGUCGACGUCUUCUGCGAAUGACCAUGGCAAUAAGAACAUCUGGUCCUUGACACAUCCCAUCAAAUUUCGGAGGGUCUCCGGGCAGCCCCCUGCAGAGCCUAGGACGAGUACCUUCAACCCGGAAGCUGACGGAGAAAUGGAUAGGGGAAUGGCGGCUUCGUUAGCGAAGCAUCCGAUAACUGCCUCCAUUUUGCAGCUCCUCAACAUCCUUCACGACCUCAAUGCGAACAUAGAAGAUGUCUUGGUUGAGAAUAGGAAUAGCCUUGUUGGCCUACGCGUUGAGCCGUUGUCACAGUUUGUGAAUACAAAGCUUACAGCCAAGCUCAAUCGUCAACUGGAGGAGCCACUCAUCGUUGCAAGCAGCUGCUUGCCAAGCUGGUCCGAAGACUUGGCACGCCUUUACCCCUUUUUAUUUCCCUUUGAGACACGACAUCUCUUUCUCCAGUCGACAUCAUUUGGGUAUGCCCGAUCAAUGGCUCGUUGGCAGAAUGCGCAUUCGACAGAUGAUAACCGGCGAGAUCGCUCCAACGAAAGGCCGUUCUUGGGUCGCCUCCAGCGGCAAAAGGUGCGCAUUUCACGACUUAAGAUUCUUGAAUCCGCGUUGAAAGUGAUGGAAUUGUACGGCGCAUCCCAAAGCAUACUGGAGGUGGAGUAUUUUGAAGAAGUUGGCACUGGCUUAGGCCCAACGCUUGAAUUUUACUCUACAGUGUCGAAGGAGUUCUCCAAGAAGAAGCUCAAGCUUUGGCGCGAAGUCGACUCUGCUGGGUCAGACGAAUUUGUGACAGGUCAGACAGGGCUAUUCCCUCGCCCACUCAGCCCCGAGGAGACGACAACACCGAAUGGGGAGCGCAUUCUUCACAUGUUUAAGGCUCUCGGCAAAUUUGUGGCUCGAUCAAUGAUUGACUCACGCAUCAUUGAUAUCCACUUGAAUCCAAUCUUUUUUAGAAUUGGAGAUGCCUCUUUGACUGGUGUUAAGCCAUCUCUAGGAGCAGUCAAGAUUGUUGAUCCUGUUCUUGCGCGCUCGCUCAUCACAAUCAAGAAGUUCGUGCUGGCCAAGAAAGAAAUUGACGAAGACCCAGCCCGCACGCCGGCACAGAAAGUGGCUGACACGGAGGGAAUCAUGAUCGACAAUAUGCGGUUAGAGGACCUUUGUCUUGAUUUUACCCUGCCUGGCUAUCCGGAUAUUGAGCUCCAAGAGCAUGGCUCUCUAAAGCGAGUCACCAUUGAGAAUGUUGAUCUAUACUUGGAAAGGGUGAUUGAUAUGACCUUGGGGUCUGGCGUCAAACGCCAGAUUGAUGCCUUCCGCACUGGCUUCUCGCAAGUUUUCCCUUAUACGGCACUGAGAGCCUUUACGCCAGACGAAUUAGUUUCAUUGUUUGGCCGAGUAGAAGAGGACUGGAGCCUCGAGACUCUCAUGGAUUCAAUAAAGGCCGACCAUGGUUAUAACAUGGACAGCCGAAGUGUGAAGAACUUACUGCAGACUAUGAGCGAAUUAGAUCUCAAACAACGACGAGAUUUUCUACAGUUUACCACGGGCAGCCCAAAGCUUCCCAUUGGCGGCAAGUAUUCCCACGACAGGUUUAAAAGUUUAACUCCGAUGUUUACUGUUGUUUGUAAACCUAGCGAGCCUCCAUACACCUCGGAUGCUUACCUUCCGAGCGUCAUGACGUGCGUGAAUUAUCUGAAGCUUCCAGAUUACACUACCAUGGAUAUUCUUAAAAAGCAGUUGUACACUGCAAUCAGGGAAGGGCAGGGAGCUUUCCAUUUGUCGUGAGCAGCUGACAGUCUGGCCAUGGGACUUGAUGCGCCAUGAUGGAGUGGAAGCAUGGGUGGCUUAAUUAACUAGACGGCUUGGUUGGACGGAUCAGUCUAUUAAUACCGAAUAGUAUAUUGCGAAUGAUGAAGGAUGUGUU